AUGCCGCCUCGACCAGAUACCCAGGGCGCAGCCGAAGCAGACGGCCUCGCCAAAUUAGCGGCAGCCACCAGAAAUAUCAACAAAGAAAACGUGGUCACCCUCCUCCAUUCCUCAAUUGACCAGGUCGAGGUACAUUCUAUAUAUCUGAGUUGGGAAUGGCGCAAUCGUAUCGUGACUUAUUUGCAGGAGGGAACGCUCCCGCAAGAUAAGAAAGAAGCCAAAAAGCUCCGAAUACAGGCGGCCAGGUACAGCCUCGUGAAUCACGACCUUUACAAAAGGACGUUCGGUGGCCCCCUGGCCAAAUGCCUCCGACCAAACCAAAACGCGGCGGGUAUUAGAAGAAGUACACGAGGGGCACUAUGGUGCUCAUACAGGAAACCGUGCCCUCGUCGGAUGCCUCAUACGUGCGGGAUACUACUGACCCACCAUGAAAAAAGAAGCCGCAGACUACGUCAGAAAAUGUGA
Molecule: messenger RNA, 465 nt
Organism: Nicotiana attenuata
Lineage: Eukaryota; Viridiplantae; Streptophyta; Magnoliopsida; Solanales; Solanaceae
Exons: 1
Coding region: 1-465 (154 amino acids)
Source: RefSeq, a predicted model, not a curated record